Molecule: messenger RNA, 6401 nt
Organism: Camellia sinensis
Lineage: Eukaryota; Viridiplantae; Streptophyta; Magnoliopsida; Ericales; Theaceae
Source: RefSeq, a predicted model, not a curated record
AGAAAUUACAAUUCAACGCAUGUUUUUACAACAAAUUUUAAAUUAAAAGUAAACGCGUGGACCUGUUCAAAAGGAAACGCGUAUUUGCAAUAACCAAGAAAAAGCCAAGAAGCAGAGCAAGCAGUGCUCCUACACAGCAGUGGACCUUCUCGCUUUCUUUGAAGAAAUUCGUGGAAGUUACAAAGAAAAUUUGUUGUUUGUCUGUACCAAAUUGCUUGCAAAUAACGCAAAUUUCACAUUAUAAAAAAGGCCACAGAGAUCCUAGUUUCUACUUGUGUUUUCAAUUUCCCAAUUUUAUCUCUCUCUACUAAUUCCUUAUACCAAACAGUUAAACAAUGGCUUCCUCCUCUGUUCCAUCUUCAUCUCGACCUCGAUACACAUACGAUGUGUUCUUGAGUUUUAGAGGCGAAGACACUCGCGACAACUUCGUCAGUCAUCUCUACACUGCGUUGACUCACAAGGGGAUUCGCACCUUCAAAGACGACGAAAAGCUCGAGAGAGGAAAAUCGAUUUCGCCGGAGCUCCGGAGAGCGAUUGGAGGAUCGAGGUUUUCGAUUAUAGUUUUAUCGAAGAAUUAUGCUUCUUCGAGAUGGUGUUUGGAUGAACUUGUGGAGGCACUUGAAUGCAGCAACACAACGGUUUGUCCGAUAUUCUAUCAUGUGGAUCCAUCAGAAGUGAGAAGGCAAAGAGGGAGUUUUGGGGAGGGAUUUGAUGAAUUGGUUUCCAAACAGGGAGUAUUGGGGAUGGAGAAUGUUCCAAGGUGGAGGAAUGCUUUGGAGCAAGUUGCCAAUUUAUCAGGAUGGCCUUACCCCAGUGAUGCAAUCGUCAGGUCUGAAUCAAUGUUCAUCCAAGAAGUUGUUAGGAUACUUUUUAGAAAAUUAAUUGAUACAUAUUCAAGCAUUGGCAAAGACCUAGUUGGGAUGGUUUCUCGUACGGAGAAAGUGAUUGAAUUGCUAGGUUUAGGGAUGCAUGAUGCUCGUGUUGUAGGUAUUUGGGGAAUGGGUGGAAUAGGCAAGACUACUAUUUCCAGAGCUGUUUAUGAUUGUAUCUCUUGCCAAUUUGAAGGUUACAGCUUUAUUGAGAAUGUUAGAGAAGUUAUAGAAAAAUGUGGUUUAAAAACUUUGCAAGAACAACUCAUUUCUGAAAUCUUAAUGGAAAAAGAUUUGAAAGUAAGAAGUAAUGGUCACGCAGUGCAUAUGAUAAGGAGCAUGGUAUGUCAUAAAAAAGUUCUUAUCGUGCUUGAUGAUGUGGAUGAAUCAAUUGAACUCGAAAAAUUGGUAGGAGAGCACGAUUGGUACAGUUUUGGAAGUAGAAUCAUAGUAACGACUCGAAAUCAACAUGUGUUAACUAGAUAUGGCAUAAAACAUAUCUAUGAGGUUGAGCAAUUAAGAGAAGAUGAAGCUAUAGAACUCUUUGAAUCGAAAGCCUUUGGGAAACACCGACAAAUGGGAGGCUAUGGAGAGCUUGUCCGUCAUGCAGUAACGUAUGCUAACGGAAUUCCUUUAGCUCUCAAAGUUUUGGGUUCUUUCCUUUGUGGUCGAAACAAAGAUGAAUGGGAAAGUUCAUUAAACAGAUUGAAAAAAAGCCCUCUCAAGGAAGUUCUACAAGUACUUAGAAUAAGUUACGAUGCAUUGGAGUCGGAAGAGAAAGACAUAUUCUUAGAUAUUGCAUGUUUUUUCAAAGGGAAGGACGCAAAUGAUGUAACAAAAAUACUAGAAAGUUGUGGCUUCGACCCAAUUAUUGGAAUACAUGUUCUUGUUGAUAAGUCUCUUAUAACUAUCUCAAGCAAUAAGCUGUUGAUGCAUGAUUUGAUACAAGAACUAGGGUGGCAUAUUGUUUGCGAGGAAUCACAUAAAGAGCCUGGAAAGCGCACUAGGUUAUGGUGUGAUGAAGAUAUAAAACAUGUAUUGAUGGACGAUACGGGAACAAACAAAGUGGAAGGCAUAGUUAUGCAGUAUAGUUACCUAAGAGGUCUAGAUCCAAAGGACAUUCGGUUUCUAAAACAAUUGAAGUUGAGGCCUAAAGCUUUUGCAAAGAUGUCGAACUUGAGGAUUCUCAAAAUUUGUUGUAUGCAACUCUCAGAAGAACUUAAAUAUCUUCCUAACAAGUUAAGGUAUCUUAACUGGUUAGGAUACCCUAUGAAAUACAUGCCUUCAACAUUUCAACCAGAGCAUCUUGUUGAACUUCACUUAACCUAUAGCAACAUUGAACAACUUUGGGAGCAAACAAUGAAUCUAGGCAAGUUAAGGAUCAUGAAUCUUAGUCACUCGACAUAUCUGAUGAAGAGCCCAGACUUCACAGGGGUCCCAAAUCUUGAAAGACUGAUUCUUGAAGGUUGUACAAGUUUGGUUAAUCUUCAUCCAUCUAUUGUAGAUGUCAAAAGGCUUAUUUGUUUGAACUUGAAGCACUGCAAAAGUCUCAAGAGUCUUCCGCGUGGCAUUCAAUUGGAAUCCCUUGAAGUUUUUAUUGUUUCUGGGUGUUCAAAGCUUGAUAACGUUUUGAUCAGCUUGGGAUAUAUGAAAUGUUUAUCAAAGCUUUGUUUAGAUGGGACUAGUGUCAGUGAACUUCCACCUUCAGUUGGACAUCUUACCAAUCUUGGUUUGAUUAGUCUGAGCAAUUGUGAAAACUUGAGAAGUAUUCCAGACAGCAUUUGUCAGUUGAAAGAUCUUAGAACUUUAAUCCUUUCUGGUUGCUCCAAACUUGACAAAUUGCCGCCAGACUUGGGUGUUUUGAACUGUUUAUAUGAGCUUCGUGCAGAUUGGACUGCAAUUAGACAACUCCCAUCCUCCAUUGGACGUCUGAAAAAGCUUGAAAUACUAAUGCUGAAAGGGUGUAAAGGAAUAUCAUCUAAUUCCAUGGCUUCUGAACUAGCAGCAGCUUUGUCAGGGUUGAAGUCUUUACGAAAACUAAAUCUUGGUUACUGUAAUUUAAAUUCCAUGGCUUCUGAACUAGCAACAGCUUUGUCAGGGUUGGAGUCUUUACAGGAACUAAAUCUUAGUUACUGUAAUUUAAAAUCUAUCCCCACAGCCAUUUGUAACAUCUACUCGUUGGAAUUUUUACUCCUAAGUGGAAACAAUAUGGAAAGUUUACCUGCAAGCAUGAAUCAACUUUCAAGUCUAUUGGGCUUGUUUUUGAUUGAUUGCAAGAAGCUUCAAGAAUUGCCAGAGAUUUUACCUAAUAGAACACAUAGCCUAAGUGUUGAUGAUUGCCCAUCAUUAAGGACAAUAUGGAUUCCAUCCGAAACUUUUAGUAAUGUCUCAGUGUCCUUCAACAAUUGCUUCAAAUUGGCUGAGAAUAAGCAAAACGACAUCUUGACAGAAAAAUUUCUUCCAAACAUAUUUCAGAGAAAUUUUCGUGCUCCUUGUGACAUUGUUUUACCUGGGAGAGAGAUUCCAAAGUGGUUCAGCCAUCAAAGUAGGGGGUCUUCGACAUCUUUUCAGUUGCCUCCACAUUGGUUUAACGACAGGUUCUUGGGAUUUGCUUAUGCCGUUGUUGGAUUCAAAGAGGCUAAAUCGGACUAUUGUCGUAUUGAAAUGAACUUCAAGUGCCACGUUACUCAGAGGAUCAUCGAAGAAUGGGCUAUCCACACUCCAUUUGUCAAAUUUGGAAAUAUGGUGGUUAGGUGUAUCCCACGCGGUGCAUUUUCGGGAAUCACGGAAGAUGAUAUGGAGCAAUUAAAUGAGGGUGGAUUUGAAUGUGAAGCUCAUUUUUUUGAACUAAUUCAGCUUUCUUCAAUUGGAGAAGAUGAAAACCUGGAAGAAGAGGUCUGCAUGCCCGUAUCCAAAGUAGAGGUUGAAAAGGUUGGUGUCCAUGUUGUAUAUAGGGAAGCUGAAAAACAAACAUUGAGUAGUAGUAGUAGUGCUACUACAUCAAAGAGAAAACGCGACCUCGACCUCAACGACAAUUACUACGAUGCAGCGGCAGCAGGACCUAGUGGAAGUCCUAGAAUUGAUGAUCAAGAGGACCACCUCAACAACCUCAACGGAAAAAGGCUUAGAAGUUGCAGUCCCUCCGUACAGCCGAGUAGUUUCUUUGAUGUUUGGGUUCCUCAUGCUCCACUUGAUUCAGUUGCCCUAGCUCCGCCUAAUGAUCCUCCAUCAGUGUUAGCCGCUACCAAGGUCUUGCCUUCACUUGCCUUCGACUCUGCUCUAACUCUCUUUGUGACUCCUUAUGGCUCUCCUUCUCGAGAGGGCACAUCUGCCUUUGAGACAAUUGCUAGGGGCUCUUCAUUGCAAGUGCCCGCGAAUGUUUUGGAUCUAAAUCUUAGCGACUUCCAUUUUGAUAGCGAUACUUUUGGUCUUUCCCCUCAUCAGACCGCAUUCUCAGGCUCGAGCUUUCUCCCUGAGGUUUCCCCUUUGUGUGGUUCAUCUUACCCGAUAGAGAUUGGAGAGGUUCCUGAAACUAACAACUUCUCGGCCCCAGCUCCACCCCCGAUUUCUGGCAAAAUACCUUUUCUCCACUAUUGGGUAGCUCCUGAGUUUGCCUCAGUUCUACAGCUUGUGCAUUCGAGUUACCCUGAGACCUUUGCUUCCUUUGCUUGUCAAUGCCCACUGAUUCAAACUGCUCUUCUCGAGUCUUUUGGUACUAUCCUGUAUAGCUUGGAUCAGCAACGAUUGUGUGACCUUAACGAGAAGGUAGUUGAGACAGCAUAUCAGGGGAUCUCAGAUAUGGAGUGUUAUCGGGUAAAUUUAUCAUGGCUUCGAAGGCGCUUGGAUAUAGCCUCAAAUGCUAGUCGCCGGGUGGAGUUUUUGUCUAUGCUUGGCUCUUAUCAGACUUCUAUAGAUGAAACAAAGGCGACUCUUCGUGAACUUGAGGCUAGAUAUGCUCAAGCCUUGGCGGUUUUAGAGGAACACUCUGCUGCCUGUCCUCCGGAUGUAGACGUGACAUGCAGUUUUUUCGAGUAUUAUGUAGAUUCAGCCCAUCUUAAAUCACUGUAUAGUUAUCCUAACUUAGGCGUGCUUCGCGCCGCACUACGAUAUCCCGAAAGAAGUUGGGCUAAGCUACUUAAUUUUGAACCGACGUAUAGAUACCGCAGCCGACGGAAAGCCAGAGUAACAGACUUCUUGCUGGAAGCCUCUCCAGAACCGGAUCCGUCCUUGCCUCAAAUUAACUUGGUCAGAACUACCGCUGAACAAGAGAUGGCAAAGAGGAACAGAGUGAGGGCCCUGCUAACCGAAACACAGCAAGCCGGUCUACCGCAAACCGGUCAAUCCAUUGAGGCCGUGGUAGCUCUUCCAUCUCAACGACCCUCAUCUCGUCCAAGCAAGCGUGCUCGAACUACCCCAACCGAGCAACGCCUUGUCGAUGAAGACAAAACCAAUCUACCACCAAGCCCUCCACCGAGCCUGGAACCGGAGCGCUCCGACCGGGCUAGCUCGUCCAAGUGGGUUCCCAAAAUCACUUUCCAGAACCGAGCUAUUCAGGACACUGACUCUGUGGUUGCUGAAAAAGAUCACUUAAUGGCAUUCAACCUUGCCAAGAGUGUUUGUCUCCUAGUAGACAUGGAGCACCACAACCAUUUGACCGAGCUGAAGGCCAUCCGCUCGGCCACAAAGUCCAUGGUGCUUGCCAUGCAGAAGAGUCACAUUGCUCACAAGCGUGUGUUAGAACUUCGUAAGGCAACAAGGCAGGCCAUGGCCGAAGUGACUGAAAAAACUGCCGAGUUAGAGCAAGCCAGGAAGCAGAUAGCCGAGCUACAAUCCGAGAAUGGCCGUCUGACCGAACUAGUUAGCUCGGCGGAAGUAGACAAACAAAAGGCUGCUACCGUGAUAAAGGAUAAAUAUUUGCGCGAACUGGCUAAACUAGAAGGAGAGAAGAAAGCCGAAAUUGAGGAGCUGAAGAAGAAGUUAGAGGAUGCUGAAAGCUGAGGUUUCAAAGAAGGCGAAGCCUUGUACAUCAAGUAGUGCGAAGCUGCGAAGGACCUUUUUUUCAAAUGCGGGUGGAGGGCGGCCGUAACGCAGCUCGGUCAUCAACCAGAGACCGAGGUCUACAAUCCUCCACCAUAUUUUAUACCGAGCUCAAUGGCGGAGUAUGCUUCGAUCGUUCAACAAUAAUUUCUUGAAGAAUCAAAUGAAGAAGAAGAAACCGUGCCCAACGAUACCUCGGUUGUCAAUGAUCCUGCUGAUCAGUCAGCUCGGUUGGAGCCAGUGAUGGAGAACCUAACUGAUGAGCCGCCUGCUGAAACCGUGCUCCCAACCGAGACUGUGCUGCCAGCUGAAACCAGUCUUAGAGUUGAUCUUGAUGCUGAUCUUGACGAUCUAUUUGCCUGACUUCGCUUUUCUUUUCAGUUUGCUUGAUUUCUGUAUUUUCUUCUGUUCGUUGGACAAAAGUUUGUAACCGGACUGAAGUAACAUCCUUCUAUACUUGUGAAUUUUGAAUGCAUGCCUCUUUUGUUUUCAAUA